Messenger RNA from Alligator mississippiensis (American alligator), 4744 nucleotides. It is a transcript of the gene ABR, whose product is annotated as ABR activator of RhoGEF and GTPase. Gene Ontology annotation, cellular component: membrane. Gene Ontology annotation, molecular function: GTPase activator activity; guanyl-nucleotide exchange factor activity. The record is from RefSeq and is a predicted model, not a curated record. Bases 312 to 2771 code for a protein of 819 amino acids. NCBI's taxonomy places the organism in Eukaryota, Metazoa, Chordata, Crocodylia, Alligatoridae. The transcript has 22 exons. Gene Ontology annotation, biological process: intracellular signal transduction; positive regulation of GTPase activity.
CCUGCAUCGGGUAGGGCGGAGCUGCGAGGCAGGCAGGCAGGCACGGGCGCCGGCAGAGCAGCCAGGAAGGGUUAAUCGGCCUGCUCCCCCCUCCCCGGCUCUGACAGCCCCGGCGCUUCCGCAGAGGCUGGGGCUGCCGUGGGUUUCCUCUGCCCUGGGCCUCUGCAGCGUUGCUGGGGCAGGCGGGAACGCCGGGGCUCCCAGAAUGGCUCCUUUCAUCCGGCUCCGGCUGGGCGCCAGGGCUGAGCCAGGCCCCGCCGGGCUGCUGGCCUAGGGGCUCCCCUCCCCUGGCCCCUGUGGCUGGGCUGGCCAUGGAGGAGGAGGAGGAGGCCAUCGGGUACCUGGACAAGGUGCUGGAGGGUGAGGAAGACUCCGAGCCAGGCACCCCCACCAGCCCCAGUCCGGGGUCCUUCUUCCUGGCCUCCGAGAAGGGUGAGCAGGAUGCCGGGAAGGGGCUGGAGAUGCGGAAGCUGGUGCUCUCGGGCUUCCUGGCCAGCGAGGAGAUCUACAUCAACCAGCUGGAGGCAUUGCUGCUGCCCAUGAAGCCGCUGAAGGCCACAGCCACCACGUCGCAGCCGGUGCUGACCAUCCAGCAGAUCGAGACCAUUUUCUACAAGAUCCAGGACAUCUACGAGAUCCACAAGGAGUUUUAUGACAGCCUCUGCCCCAAGGUGCAGCACUGGGACAGCAGCGUCACCAUGGGACACCUCUUCCAGAAGCUGGCCAGCCAGCUGGGCGUGUACAAGGCCUUCGUGGACAACUACAAGAUUGCGCUGGAGACGGCCGAGAAGUGCAGCCAGAGCAACAACCAGUUCCACAAGAUCUCGGAGGAGCUGAAAGUGAAGGGCCCCAAGGACUCCAAGGAGAGCCACACGUCCGUCACCAUGGAAGCGCUGCUGUACAAGCCCAUCGACCGUGUGAUGCGGAGCACCCUGGUCCUGCAUGACCUGCUCAAGCACACGCCGGCCGACCACCCCGACUACCCGCUGCUCCAGGAUGCCCUCCGCAUCUCCCAGAACUUCCUGUCCAGCAUCAAUGAGGACAUCGACCCCCGGCGGACGGCCGUCACUACUCCCAAGGGCGAGGCCCGGCAGCUGGUCAAGGACGGCUUCCUGGUGGAGGUGUCGGAGGGCUCGCGAAAGCUGCGCCACGUCUUCCUCUUCACCGACGUGCUGCUCUGUGCCAAGCUGAAGAAGACGGGUGUGGGAAAGCACCAGCAAUACGACUGCAAGUGGUACGUGCCGCUGGCCGACCUGGUCUUCCCAGCGCCUGAGGAGACGGAGCCGUGCGCACAAGUGCACCCCAUCCCCGACCACGAGCUGGAGGACAUGAAGAUGAAGAUCUCGGUCAUCAAGAGUGAGGUGCAGAAGGAGAAGGCCGGCAAGGGGCAGAGCCGGGCCAUCGAGCGCCUCAAAAAGAAGAUGUUCGAGAAUGAGUUCUGGCUGCUCCUCAACUCGCCGACCAUCCCCUUCCGCAUUCACAACCGCAACGGCAAGAGCUACCUGUUCCUGCUCUCCUCCGACUACGAGCGAUCCGAGUGGCGGGAGGCCAUCCAGAAGCUGCAGAAGAAGGACCUCCAGGCCUUCGUGCUGAGCUCGGUGGAGCUGCAGGUGCUCACGGGGUCCUGCUUCAAGCUGCGCACGGUGCACAACAUCCCAGUCACCAGCAAUAAGGAUGAUGACGAGUCCCCGGGGCUCUAUGGCUUCCUGCACGUCAUCGUCCACUCGGCCACGGGCUUCAAACAGUCUGCCAACCUGUACUGCACACUGGAGGUGGACUCCUUCGGGUACUUUGUCAGCAAAGCCAAGACCAGGGUUUUUCGGGACACGGCCGAGCCUCAGUGGAACGAGGAGUUCGAGAUCGAGCUGGAGGGCUCCCAGUCGCUGCGGAUCCUCUGCUACGAGAAGUGCUACGACAAGACCAAGGUCAACAAGGACAACAACGAGAUCGUGGACAAGAUCAUGGGCAAGGGGCAGAUCCAGCUGGAUCCGCAGGCCGUGCAGACCAAGAACUGGCACAUGGACGUGAUCGAGAUGAAUGGGAUCAAAGUGGAGUUCUCCAUGAAGUUCACGAGCCGCGACAUGAGCCUGAAGCGGACCCCGUCCAAGAAGCAGACCGGCGUCUUUGGGGUUAAAAUCAGUGUCGUGACAAAGCGGGAGCGCUCCAAGGUGCCGUACAUCGUGCGCCAGUGCAUCGAGGAGGUGGAGAAGAGGGGCAUCGAGGAGGUCGGCAUCUACCGCAUCUCGGGGGUCGCCACCGACAUCCAGGCACUGAAGGCCGUCUUUGAUGCCAACAACAAGGAUAUCCUGGUGAUGCUGAGUGACAUGGACAUCAACGCCAUCGCUGGCACGCUCAAGCUGUACUUCCGCGAGCUGCCAGAACCGCUCCUCACUGACCGGCUCUACCCUGCCUUCAUGGAGGGCAUCGCCCUCUCGGACCCCGCAGCCAAGGAGAACUGCAUGAUGCACCUCCUGCGCUCGCUGCCGGACCCCAAUCUCAUCACCUUCCUCUUCCUGCUGGAACACUUGAAAAGGGUUGCCGAGAAGGAGCCUGUCAACAAAAUGUCCCUCCACAACCUGGCCACGGUCUUCGGCCCCACCCUGCUGAGGCCCUCGGAGGGGGAGAGCAAAGGGCACCCCACCCUGGCCUCCGACAUCUGGUCCCACGAUGUGAUGGCGCAGGUCCAGGUUCUGCUCUACUACCUGCAGCAUCCUCCCAUCUCCUUUGCGGAGCUGAAGCGCAACACACUCUACUUCUCCACGGACGUGUAGGCGCUGGGCGGCGCCGCUGCGAACACUCCCGGCCUCCCGCCGCGGGGGCAGCGCGGCCGGGGCACACCUUGGCAGGAGAGCGGCAUGCUCCUGGGACCGUGGGAGCCGCCCGCCGUGCCCAGCCCCGUGCCCCCCUGUACAGUAGUCGUGUCUUACGUACCUUUGUGUUCAGGAAUCGUUCUAUGUAUAUUCGGUCGACAGAAGAGGUCGUGACGGCUGCGGGCAUGGGUGCCCCCCCGCGGUCCACUGCCCCCCGGACUGUUCCUGCCCGCCUGGCGCCCCCUCCUCUCGCCCAGCUCGAAACCUCCUGGCAGUGCCUGUCUCGUGCGCGUCCCCGUGCCUGCAUGCGCGGCGUCGGCUUGCUUCAGCCGCUUGGAAGCCGAGGGCUCCCGGCGACGACCAGCUCCGCUUUGCCUUGCUGCCUGUGCGCCCGCUGGACCCCGCGACUGGACUGUGCUCCCCCGGUGAGCCUUGGCUCUGGGAGCGGAGGGGACUCGUCUCCCCUAGGUGCUCUGUGGCCUGCCCCGUGGCCCUGGCCUUUGUUUCUUGCCUGUCUGUUGUGUAGCACUGUGGUUCCCUCCCCGUUUCUCCUCUUCCUGUGGGGAAGGAUGCUGUGCCCCAGCCUGCAGCUGAGUGGGGCCGUUGGGAGCAGGACGCCCAUGUCCUCCCCUGUCCACCAGCUGCCCUCAGCUGCAACGUGCCCCCACAAAGGUGGGUCGCCCUGAGGCACCACGAUCACUGCAGGUCCCCCAGGAGCGCGCUGGGGCCUUGCUAGUGCCAAGCGUGGGAGGACUGCCUGUCCCCGCCGGCCUCGUCUGGGCCUUUGCCUUAGCUGUUUGCACAUGUUCCUCUCCAGCCGAGCACUGCCGCUAGGGCAGCCACUGGGCGGAGCCGAGCCAGCAGCAGCUGCCUUCCUCCUGCGGGCGCGAGACAGGGCGACCCUGCUCCCGCCAUGCCAGUGCCAGCUCUGGUCGGGCACGAGGAGGGUGGAGGUGCUGCCUCGCUGCACCUUGGUGCUAGGCAAACACGGGUGGGCGCUGGCUCCCUCUGCCCCGCAGCAGGGUCACAUCUGCGCGCUGGCCGCCCACUGCCCCUUUCUGCAGCAAGGCAGAGAGCAUCUGAGCUGCGGGGAGGGAAGUAGAGGCAGGGCUGACAUGGAGGAAAGCCUUGCGUGCUAGGACAGGGCCUGCCCGGGGUGGAAGCUAGAGCACUUCCCUGCGCCGUCCCAGUCAGUGGCUCCUGCCCCCAGAGGGAUGUCUGGGGGCUGCUCCGCCACCGUCCCAGGACAGCCUGCAGAGGGGCGGUCCCCCCUGCUCUGGGAGGUCCUUCCGUGGCCCUGCCCCGCCUCGUGCCAAAUGACAACGGACGCUCCGGGGCUGGCCCUAGCGGCAUGGCCCCUCACCCCGACUGUUGACUGCUGCAGGGCGAGCCGCCUGCCCCCUGAAGGCACCAGGUAUGUCCCCAGCGCCCCGUUCCUGGGGCGACGGUUCCUGCCAGCCCCCACACCAGCGAAGGAGGGGGAGGCCUUUCCACCCCCUCUCAAGGGCUCUCGCACUCCAGACCCCGCUCUGCUCAGAGCGGAAGGGAAACGACAUUGUACAAAGUACCCAGGCCUCUCGCCCUCCCCUGGCGUCGGACUCCAGAACCGGGACGAGGGUGGAGCUGACUGCACAAACGGAUCCCGCGUCUGUCUGAUUUGUUACGUGUGUCCAAGUCCCUGUCCACGAUGGUGUCCUUCCAAGUGGAGACUGUACAGCCAGCCAGCCCCCGGCCCCGAGGGGUGGGGGGGGCGCUGGACUCUUGCAGCUACAGGUAGAAUAGAACUGUUCAUUCAUAUUGGACUUUUAACGAGCUGUUAAGGAUAUAUUUUUUGUGUUCUGUUAAACAUCUGUAGAUUCUAACUUUAAAUGGAUGUAAAGUCUGUGAGGAGACUAUGUUAAUAAAUGCAAAGCCCUGAUGUUUGCACAAACGGA